Galeopterus variegatus (Sunda flying lemur) is the source of this 3318-nucleotide messenger RNA. Its product is annotated as MAGUK p55 subfamily member 7. Gene Ontology annotation, biological process: protein localization to adherens junction. The annotation marks the transcript as partial. The record is from RefSeq and is a predicted model, not a curated record. Gene Ontology annotation, cellular component: plasma membrane; cell-cell junction. The transcript is spliced from 4 exons. NCBI's taxonomy places the organism in Eukaryota, Metazoa, Chordata, Mammalia, Dermoptera, Cynocephalidae.
ACACUACCAGAGCAAGAAGAAGCCAGGAGAGUGAUGGUGUUGAAUAUAUUUUUAUUUCCAAGCAUUUGUUUGAAACAGAUGUACAAAAUAACAAGUUUAUUGAAUAUGGUGAAUAUAAAAACAACUACUAUGGCACGAGUAUAGACUCAGUUCGGUCUGUCCUUGCUAAAAACAAAGUUUGUUUGUUGGAUGUUCAGCCUCACACAGUGAAGCACUUAAGGACACUUGAAUUUAAGCCCUAUGUGAUAUUUAUAAAGCCUCCAUCAAUUGAGCGUUUGAGAGAGACGAGAAAAAAUGCAAAGAUUAUUUCAAGCAGAGAUGACCAAGGUGCCGCAAAGCCUUUUACAGAAGAAGACUUUCAAGAAAUGAUUAAAUCUGCACAGAUAAUGGAAAGUCAAUAUGGUCAUCUGUUUGACAAAAUUAUAGUAAAUGAUGAUCUCACCGAGGCAUUCAGUGAGCUAAAAACAACUUUUGACAAAUUGGAGACAGACACCCAUUGGAUACCAGUGAGCUGGUUACAUUCAUAACUAAGGGAAAUUUCCAUAUUCAUCUUUUUUAUAGAGUGCAUGAUUAAAUCGGUUACCGUUUUGGUAGUAGGGUUUUUUUUUAAUGUAGAUCACUGUCUUAGAUGUACAGUCUUGGUUAAAUUUAUUGCCAGCUUUGUUCAUAUCUUUUUACAACUUUAUUUCAAACACAAUGUAUAAGACCCAAAAUCAAAGUUUGCACAGUACUGUAUUCUGAAGGAGACUUUGAACCCCUGGUUGUUUUUAAUAUAACUCUGUCUGCAAGAUGAGGUGGAAUUUUUUAAAGAGACACAGCUAGAGACUUAAUAUGUAUCUGAGUUCUGCACUUCAGUUGGUCUCAGACGUGAUGGCUGCCAUCGAGUUUGCAUGUUAGCAGUUGAAGGUAUUAACUUAGCAGCCUUGAGCAGCUCCAGACAGACAGGACAGCUUUGCUAUUUCCGGAUGGAUCAUCACAGAUUUAACUGAGCUGGCAGUAAAGAGUCCUCUCACUAUUCAAAGAGUGCAGACUUUUUCUUAGGUAUACACAAUAUGUUCACAGUGUGUGCAUUUUUAAAUCUUUCUUAAAGGAGUAACUGAAUAUUUACCCUGAGUGAGUGGCCUUCAUAUCAAAGCUUGAGAAGUCCUUGAGUACAUAUCAAUGACAGAUCUUUAAUAAGGGAAAACAGACUUUUAAAAAUUAUUAUAUAUGUAACUAAAAACCUUUCCUUAUGGCAUUAGUCUUAGUAAGAAUGGUGAUGUCUUGGGGCAAGAAAUGAUUACAAAGGACAUUUUUAUUUAUAAAUUCUCAGAAGACAUUUCUGGAAUCACCAAAAAGCUUUUCUUAGCUGCCUUUGGGUUGUCCCCAUAAAUUAUAAGAAUGUGAUUCCUAUUGUAAAACAUGCUUUACAUAUUACUGAUAUAGUUAAAGAAAUGUGAUCAUUUUUCAGAUAUGUGCAAUUGAUCACCACAUAUUUAAAUUUCACCAAGACGUGUUUUGGAAAACUUCAUGUAGUGUUAUUUGUCAUCAAAAUGAUUCUUAACACUGGCCAGAUACCCUUCUAACCUUGCCAUUGUUAAAGAAGUUUAAGAGAGACUAUUACAUUGUAAAUAUUUAGGUAGGAUCUCUCAUUUUUCGUUGAUACUACUGAUCUUCAGCAAGUGAAUUAUAUAGUUCCAAGUACUAGAAAUGCCCAUAAGUUCUGUAAGAGAACAUGUCCUACCAUUCUUGCAUGCAGUAAGACCCUGCCAAUUGAAAAUCACUGCAUCUGUGACUUUCAAACAGAAAAAAAAAAAAUGUUAUUUUUUGUUGAUUUGUAAAGAGAGUUUAGAUGUCAUGUUUAAAGAAAGAUAGAAUGUAAUGAAAUUUUAUAUAUUUAUGAAAUAUUUGAAAGGAAUAUUUUUUUAACUAUCAAAUUGAGCUAUUCAUAAAAUAAAUUGAUUGUAUGUAAAGAUGUCAUAAUUUAAAAUAGUAGUUUUAUAAAUCAACGUUAACAUUCCAUGUAAAUAUUUGACCUUUACACAGAUACGUCCACAAGUGGGUUGUAUGUGCCCUGCACAUUCAGUAGCAUUAUUCGCUGGAUUUCCUUCAGAUAUGUCAAAUUGCACAUUAGAAAUAGACAAAUGUAACUCCAAUGGCCUUGAUAUACAUUCACACCAAAAUAGGUAGAUAAUGAGACUAAAUGUUAUAUAACAACAUAAUUCAAACAGUGAGUUCUAAGUUUAUUAAUUAAAUGGCAAGCAAUUUAGUUAAAAAAAAAAUCAAGGAGAGGGUUACCAAAUCCAAUGCUAAAGCCAUACUUUGAAGGUGUGGCUGGUCUAAGAGAAGUACAAGUUUUAAAUAGAUAGUUUGGGUAGAAUAUUUUGACUUUAAUUUCUUAUAAAUCAAGACUCCUUAUACAAAAAAAAUGAUGGGAAGUGUAUAGUGACUUAGGCAUUCAUCUGAAUAAUUUAGGCAGUCCAAAUUCUUUACUCUGAAAUAUUCACACUGAUUUUUUUUUUCUCAUUUGCAGAUAAUUGCUUUAAUUCUUCACUUUGGAGAUAGAGAUAUAGUAUAAGGUGGUGGUGGCAAUAGGGGUGGUAAUAAAAAUAUAACUGUCCAGAGCUUUCUCCUUUUUUAGACCAGAGCUAGAACAUUAUUUUUAAAAUAAUGAAAAGAAAGGGGCAUUUUGGCAAUUCAAGAAAUAAGGUAGUAUUCAUUGUCUUAUAAGUGGUGUUUGUAUGGCCAUCUCGAUGCUUAGAGAGAGAUGUGAUGAAAAUUUAGUAAGGCAGGGCCCAUUACAAGGGUUCAAUGAUCACUGUAGCAAAAGGUCCUUGAUCCUGUAUGGUCCUGACCCCAACUCCCUUCUCCAGCAAGAACAGCCCAUGCUCCCCACUUGUAUAGCAGACUGCUUCCGAGAUAGAGAGUCAGCCACUAUUUGAGAGGAAAGGAAUGUUUGCUUUUUUAAAGCCAUAUAUUUAAAAUCCAAGACCAAGAAGGAAGUUCUAUACUCCCAUGAUUGAAAAAUUAGAGUUGGUUAAAAAUAAAAAGGUGAAAUUGAAAUAUAAUUUUUUUACAAUGAUUUUACUAACCAAUAUGAAAGUUCUUGGUAUCUUAUAAGGCUGACAUUUUUGGUAUUAUAUGAUUGAAUGUAUCUAAAUUGUAAUAAUUUAAAAUUGACAAAUAUGUAAACUUCUCAGAUUUACAAAACUAUGUUAAAAUCUUCCUGAAGAUACAGAUUUUUAUUAUUUAUUUUCUUUUUGACUAGUAAGGAUUUAUAAAUAAAUGUAAUGGAAAACCUUUGAUCUUAAUAAAGUAUCUUUGAACAAUAUCAACAUA